AUGCCUUCGUCCCCCUCUAUGGUAUUGGACCAUGAUCAAAUUGUGGGCGCGGGCUUUGCAGCUGCAUUUUCUGUCCUUGCUACUUGCGCGAUAGCCGGUGUUAUUUUUCGUGUCGCCUACUUACACCUUCGUCAGUGCGUCACCAAGUCGGAAGGACCUCCUCCUCGGGAGCACGUCUUCUUUCGUACACAGCUUGGCCGCUAUGCCUUGUGUCUCUUGCUUGGAAACUUUUGCAUCAGUCUAGCUGGGCUUCUCGACUUGAAGUGGCUUGCGCAAGGGGUCAUUACUUCUGGUUCUACAUGUGUGACUCAGGGUGUUAUCAUGCAAAUUGGCAAUUUUUCCACCGCGUACUUUUCCAUUGUCAUCGCCGUGCAUACAUUCCUUACAUUGGUGCUGCACAAGAGGCAGUCAAUGCUGGUAUGUGGAAUAUCUGCAACUCUAGGCUGGAUAGUGGCUGCGACGAUCGCGCUAAGUCCUCUCUACUUUCCCCAGCCUGUGGGGCCAUUGUACGGACCAUCGGGCCUUUCGUGCGGGAUUCGAGCCAUUUACGCACGAGAACAAUUUCUAUUUCAUCUUUUGCCGAUUUUCACUGCCUCUGUGUUCUCCGCCCUCCUCUACUCGUUGAUAUUCCUUGUUCUUCGGGGCACGUUGAUGAUACGGGGUGGCUUGAGCUUGAACUUGGGCCCUCCAACCGUUUCAAGAGGGCGCCUUACUUACGAGGGCUAUCAUCGUUUUGUAACUGCGGUCGCUAAAAGUAUGCUGUGGUAUCCUUUGGCCUACGUAGUGCUACUUCUACCAUACUCCAUAGUCCGGUUGCUAAGCAUAUCGGGGUUCUUCGUUUCGUUCGCUGGGGUUGUUUUGGCGUCGGUAUUUUGGUCUUUCCUAGGGAUCGCUAAUGUGGGCCUGCUGUACAAUACCCUCCGUGUGCUAGGACCUACUUUCGACAUCCGUAACACAGCCGCAAGUGACUCGGAGAGUUUCGAUACCGGGGAGAAGUACAAGACGUACGAUGCAGAUUACGUGACCAAAUUUCCUCGCGAGCAAGACCAACCACCGCUUCCUGGUCGUAAUCCAAUGGCCGCGACUGAUGCGCGGAUAACCUCCGUGGCAGGGAGUUCCAGGUACUCCAUUCAAAGUAGCUCAUCAACAGUUGGACUCCUCAGGCCUCAGGCGGAUGGACAGCUCAAUCCUGUGACAUACUCCUUAGACCGCUCUAUCUCUCCCGCUACGGAUCUAAAUCGCGAGAUUGUUGUUGGAGCUCCGAUAUCCUCUCAAGAUGAAACAGCAUCGCAUACGUCGUCCCCAUCCGCGAAGUAUGGUCGAAGCUUAGGGUCUAUUUCUACAGUCAACAGUUUACCUGCGCCUCCUCGGCGGGGUCGCUCUCCUAUCUCUUAUACACCCAGUCCUGAGAGUGUGGAGACUAAGGGGCGCGCCCUCCCUCAAGAACCGGCGGUGAACAGCGCUUCAAUGUCAUCCCCGUAUCUUAUGCCGGCGAAAACACGUCUCAGCGCUCCGUAUCAAGAUACGUCCAGACCUCGGUUAUCUGCGCAAUCGAGUUCAUCGUUAUCGGUGUACCAUGAUAUGGGGAUGACUGAAGAUCAGUGGACGAUGCGGCAGAGCAGUUCUCAGUCGAACGCCGGGGUACCCGAUACACCGCACAUUUUACGAGAUCAUACGGGCCAUCAUUUACCACUCAGCGCCAUAGCCUCCCAGACUAGCUUUCCUUCGCCCACUUUCUCUUACUACUUCGCUCCCGAAUCGCCCACCGAGCGACCUCUUCCACCUCUUCCACCCUUCCCACCAAGUCCCAACGCAUCUCUCAACGAGGAUCCGAAUCUCACUUCAGGAGAAGGUAAAACGAUGAUUUCUCACAAGUACUCAGUAUCAGCAUUUGGCGUCACGGACGGAGGCAGCCACGUGCGGCAACUCUCGACGAGCAGCCAUACCAGGAGACCAUCUGCCACCGGCAAAGCUUUCUGA
Messenger RNA from Pleurotus ostreatus (oyster mushroom), 1980 nucleotides. RefSeq lists its product as uncharacterized. Lineage: Eukaryota; Fungi; Basidiomycota; Agaricomycetes; Agaricales; Pleurotaceae. Gene Ontology annotation, biological process: adenylate cyclase-activating G protein-coupled receptor signaling pathway. Gene Ontology annotation, cellular component: plasma membrane. Bases 1 to 1980 code for a protein of 659 amino acids. The record is from RefSeq and is a predicted model, not a curated record. The transcript has 8 exons. Gene Ontology annotation, molecular function: G protein-coupled receptor activity.